UACUGCACCAAGUCGUCGAACCUUUCGUCUCGGUAGCAUAUUUUAUCAGUAAAGGUCUAUAUACUUCAGACUGACGCUGAUGUUGUUACGCAUUUGGCUUCCAUAUGCUUGUUGGCCUUUGUCACCUUGUAGAGAGCCUGAACCACAUGUUUAACAUGUACAUACAGUAAAGUUUAGGCUAGCUGCACCAGACACAAUUCCAGGAAGUUCACUCAGCCGAGUUUGCAACUCGGUAAAGUGCGGCCGUCCUGCAACUGGAUGCUUCUUGUUUGUUCUGAUUAGCGGGUUUUGAUAUAAAUGCGUUUUUGGAGAAACUGUGAUUCCGUCUUGCGAACCUAUGAAUGUGGUUAACGGUGCUAUCGCAAGUUCACCACCAGAGGGACGGGAACUGGCAUUUAAGAUAAUCCUUAUAGGCGAGCCUUCAGUUGGGAAAACCGCCUUCGUCCACCGAUAUGUCAAUGAUUCGUUCCCACGUCACUACAAAGUCACAGUGGGAGUUGAUUACGCUUUACGAGUGGUAAGACGGCCUGGCCACCAGAGGAUAAAGCUCCAGUUAUGGGACAUAGCCGGACAGGAGAGGUUCACUCCGCUCACCCGCGUGUACUACAAGGGCACCCACGGGUGUAUCAUCAUGUUCGACUUAACCAAGAGAAGCACGUAUCUGCGGUGCAUCCAGUGGAAGAACGAUUUGGAUGCUAAAUGUUCCCUGCCCGACGGUUCACCGAUCCCGUGCCUAUUGAUAGGCAACAAGUGUGAUCUUUCGGACAAACAAGUUACAGAUUUGGAACUGGAGACGAUGUGCCAGGAAAACAGCUUCAUUGGCUGGACAGAGACGUCGGUAAAGGAAUCGGUCAUGGUCGAGGAAUCAAUGGAGUUCUUGACGGACGCGAUGUUGGCGAAGGAUCGCAUCUUUAACGCGUCCUCUGAGGCCAAUCCAUUGGAAGAUCUCGACUCGAGUAUCGUGAAUCUACCUCGUGGAAGUCGGCAAAUCACACGGAAAAGCAGUUGCUCUUGCUGACGGUAUACCUUGCGAGAGACGAAUUAAGUUUUCUCCAAAACCUAACUGCAUGUGUAACUGCUAUAUGGAGACAGUAAUUUCCAGUCACACACACACAUGCGUUACUGUAACAAACAGUGUGGAUACAUAUAAAGUUGAACAUCGCAUCAGCAAAUGAUAACCACUUAUGGACUUCACUCAUGCAGCGCGCGCCAGAUAUGGAGGUUGUAUAGCAGGCUGCUUAAAGUGCCCUCUCUCUACAUCCUAGUAAGUGAUAUGCUAGAAAUCACUCCGAGUCACGUCGACUAUUUUAGUCACAUGUUCGCAGGGGAGCCGAUAAAGUAUGAUUUGACGUAAUGGUUAUAGCAAUUAUACAUGUAAUUAACUUGUUGACGACCUCGGAAUUUUGUUGUUUGUCCCGGAAACCGAGUUUCUAACAUCUAUAGGCCUAUAGUUGCUGGUGAUUGAAGUUUGCACUUGUAAUCCAUGCUGGACCAAACAGAGAUCUGCAGGAACUAAAAUUACCCUAUAAGCAAUUACAGAUCAUCAAGCUGAUAGUUGGUGUUCAAUGGAGGGGGGCAGGCAUUGCUUGUCAUUCCUGCAUGGUUACCCGUUUUUGUACUGGGUACUAUUUAACUUGUAGUCCCUGUAGUCAAAGGGACACAGAACAGUCGCCGAAUGGCUCGUGUCAGAGAUUGGCAAAGUUCAUUCUAUGCCUAGGCUAAGCUGAAUUUUAGGUAUGGUGACUCUGUAUUCUGUUAAAGUGACUUCAUUGUCAAAUGUUUUGUUGUUCAGGUUCCCUUACACACGCAUGUCUAGGCAUUAUUUAAAAUAAAUUAUAAAAGACUGCAGCAUACAGAAUAAAUCAUACAAAUGUUUAAAUACCAGUA
Molecule: messenger RNA, 1887 nt
Organism: Liolophura sinensis
Lineage: Eukaryota; Metazoa; Mollusca; Polyplacophora; Chitonida; Chitonidae
Product: ras-related protein Rab-7L1-like
Exons: 5
Coding region: 338-1018 (226 amino acids)
Biological process (GO): phagosome-lysosome fusion; endosome to lysosome transport
Cellular component (GO): Golgi apparatus; late endosome; lysosome
Molecular function (GO): GTP binding; GTPase activity
Source: RefSeq, a predicted model, not a curated record